Linum tenue is the source of this 2120-nucleotide messenger RNA. The record is from the annotation of a GenBank genome assembly. NCBI's taxonomy places the organism in Eukaryota, Viridiplantae, Streptophyta, Magnoliopsida, Malpighiales, Linaceae.
UUGAGGCUCUCCACUCGCGCUUCUCUCGUCUCUGUUCGUUUGUUUCCCCAGUUUCAGUUCUUUCAGAAAAAAACAAAGCCCAAAUUGUCGAUUUCAUAGAUCCGCUCUAACCAAAAGUUUUCCUCCCUUCCUUUUGCAUCCCACAAUUUUGGUUACGCGCUUGUUUGUUGAUUGUGGGAAAGAAACCCCAACCUCCCCCUGUUCUGUCCCCGUCUCUUGCUCUCGAAAGGCUUUUGAUUUGGCAACUUCGGCGGGUAGAGCGAAACAUGGGUUGCCCCAAUAGACGAGAAUCUGAUCAAGCUGAUCCGUGCGUGAGCGACGCCUUGUUGAUUGCUACUAUGUGUAUCAUUGGGCUCCCUGUCGAUGUGCAUGUUAGGGAUGGCUCCGUCUACUCCGGAAUUUUCCACACUGCCUAUGGUGAUAAGGAAUAUGGGGUUGUGCUGAAACAGGCGAAGUUGACUAAGAAGGGAAACUGCAACGUAAAUGUGAGCGUUGGGAGUAUGGUAGAGACUCUGAUAAUCUUUUCCAGCGACCUUGUUCAAGUUGUUGCCAAGGGGGUUUUACACCCAGCAGAGGGCAUAAACUGUAAGCUUACAGAUUGCAACGUUGAAGCUGCUGUAACCAAUGACUCUUCAGAGGUUUCAGUUAAGGAGGCAAAGCAAUCUGAAAUUUUCUCUGGGGAUAGGCAAAUAACCGAGCAAAGCAGACAGAUUGGAGAUGUAUUGGCUCUGGUGCCAGAGGGACAGUGCAAACAAAAGCUUGGGUUUCAAGGCAAAAAGAGUCGUUUAGUCUAUGUUAUUCUUUAUGCUGUCUAUGCAGUGGGUUCCUUCCAUACAGAAGUCAGACCUCUUGAGGGUGGAUACCUAUCAACGAAAAUCUUGCCUAAUGGAGGGUGUCUAGAACCUACUCCUGCACUUGGUAAGCUAGCCAAUGGAUUCUGUGAUAGGCCUGCAUCUGCAGAUUCCACCUCUGCUAGUGGCGCUUCUUCAGGGGUUUCUGUUGCUUCAGAUCCUGUGUCACGGCAUAAUUCCUUAACGACAUCUUCUGAUGUACCAUCUCCACAAAGUUCAGAAUCCAGUAAAAGCUCUAAGGAGUUUAAGCUCAAUCCUGGGGCCAAGAUUUUUUGUCCCUCUUUUGCAAGUUCUGCAUCAGCACCUUCUCCUGCAGUACCAGCACUUGGUGGAAUGGCUUACAUGCCAAGCAGCUCCCCCAUAUUACCUAUUCCUGCUCCUCAACCUGAAGUCAGCAUUGGCCCUUUUGCACCUCGGCCUUCUGUCCCUGCUAAGAUUUCUCCAUUUAGUAACUUGAUAGCUGGAAAUGGGGGCAACAACUCACAAUUUUCACAUCCUAUUGUUGGCCACAUGGGAAGCCGGACACCACCACUUAGAUAUGCUGGUCAGUAUCACACUAUACCUACUGGACCUGCAUAUGUGCCCCCAAAUUCUCCUCCUCUAAUGGUUGGACGGUUGGGGCAGCAGCUUGUCUAUGUGCAGCCAGUUGCCCAUGAUUUACUUCAGAGUACAGGAGGUAUGUCGCAGAUGCCAGUACGUCCCUUGAUUGGUCCUCACCAGGUUCAAUAUCCCAAACACCAAGGGAAUGCAGUAGUCAGUGGUCAGGGAAUGCCAAUCUGUAUGCCGCCUCCAUUUGUGGGUGGUGGAGUGCAGCAACCAUUUACAAUGCCAGGCCACAUCCCACUCUUGCCACCUCCAAUCCCUGCAAAUCGUCACAUUCCUGUUCCAUCAUCCAACGCUCUCUUUGCCACCAAGUUCCCAUGAACAUUCAGCCACUGGCUUCCCAAUUCUUUGUAUCAGACAAUAAGAAAUUUUGAUCAUAGAGUCUACAGUUCAUAGGUAGCACAAAAUGUUUUUUUUUUCUUCUUCAUUUUCAUCAACUGUGAAAGGGGAAAUGGUAAAGAGGGUAAAAAGAAAUGCAACUUUCUCUGCAUUUGGAGAUGUCGGGCUUUUUUUAUUGUGGGAUCAAUUUUGUUAGACUUGUUGUCAAGUUUACCGUAAGACGAGAAAUAUAGGUUCGUUGGAUUUUGGUGAUAGUUAAAUUGAUGUGUUGUCAUCAAUGCAUACAAUUGCAUUUUUUUUUUAAAAAAAGUCAAAAACUAUCAAUGC